GCCCCUGCCGUUCGCCUGCCUGGCGGGCGGUAUCGGGUCAGAGGAUGGUGAAGCCAGCGGCCGAGGGCCUCGCCUCGCCGGUAGCCAGAGCCCCGGUGCUUGCCCCGGGGUGCUGCGGCAGCUCGUAACCCGGCUGCGGGGCGGGCGUCUGGCGGAGCAGCCGAGUGUCCCCGGGCGCUUAUGCAAGCGCCGAACAGCAGCCAGCAAACAUGAAGUCAUCAUCAGAAGAGCAAGUUCCAUUACAUGAAGAAUUUAUCUACUGUUGUGGAGCUGCUACCCAUGUCUUAAAGUGUGGGCCCUGGAAAGACCUCUCAAAAGACGAAACUAAAAAUCUACCCAGACUCUUAUUCAUGAUUAUUCCUGGUAACCCUGGACUGGCAGGUUAUUACAGGACCUUUAUACAGGCCUUAUAUUGUGGACUAAAUAAGCAGUAUCCUGUUUGGGUUGUGAGCCAUGCUGGACAUUGUAAGCCUCCUAGUGGAAUGGAAAUGAUAGAAGACACAGAUAUUAAGGAGCUAGAGGAUGUUUUUGGACUUAAUGGACAAGUAGAGCAUAAGCUGAGUUUCCUCAAAAAGAAUGUAUCAAAAGAUAUAAAGCUGGUAUUGAUUGCUCACUCUAUUGGUUGCUACAUCACACUGGAGAUGAUGAAGAGAGCAUCAGAACUUCAGGUGCUUCGCUCCGUGCUGCUGUUUCCGACGAUCGAGCGCAUGGCUCAGUCCCCCCAGGGAAAGCUCAUGACCCCUCUGCUCUGCAAACUUCGUUACAUUCUCUACAUGCCCGUUUACCUUCUGUCCUUCCUACCAGAGGGAGUCAAAGCCUCCCUGGUGAGGUUUGCUCUGCGAGGAAUGAAGACCUGUGAUGAAUCUUCCAUAACAACCUCCGUAAAUCUCUUCAGUGUGGACUGCAUUGCCAACAUCUUGUAUAUGGCAAGCCAAGAAAUGGUGAAGGUUGUGGAGAGAGACAGUACAACCAUAAAGCAAAAUUUAAAGAAGCUGAUUUUUUAUUAUGGAACUGGAGACAGCUGGUGUCCACAGAACUACUACGACGACAUCAAAAUGGAUUUUCCAGAUGGGGACAUUCGACUCUGUGAGAAAGGGCUCCGCCACGCCUUCGUGCUGGAUGCCAGCAAGGAGAUGGCUGCUAUGAUCACAGACUGGUUACAGGAUGAUCUGACCAAAUUAUAAACACAGAUUCAGUGAUUAACAAGGAAAUGAUGUAAUUAUUUUGUGAACAUGUAAUUUUUUUGUGAAAGAGUCUGUCCAAUUUUUUUCUGUUUAUUAUAGAUUAUGGCUUGUUUUCUAUUGAGAUGUUUUAGAGAAAGAUAAGGAGAGACUGGCUGGUCCAAAGUAUAGUUUUAUUGAUUCAGUGGUGAUGUACCUUCAUCCUGUGUCUUCAGGGUUCUGCAGAACUUGGCAAAGGCUGGAAUAUUUGUUGUCUGGUAGCAUUUUAGACAACACUGAUACUAGAUUCACUGGCUGCAAGUAUACCUGAGUUACUACCACCUCACCCACCAACUGGAGAGCUGCUGAGGGUGGGUUUGGGGCAGACCAGCUGGUCUGCUUUAUAAAGAAUUACCAUGCUAUUCCAUUAGAAUAAAAAUCCCCCUGUGGAUGGAUCCUGGCAUGCUGCAAAAGACCUGGCCUUCUCCAAAGCCCCAGGACAACCCUAACUUUUUUUCCUCCAGGUUCAGUGGGGUUGGUGGUCAGUCAGAGGUUAGGCUGAGUUGAGGAUGAGUACAAGGGAGAUUUGUAGAUGACAUGUGCAGUUUCUCCAAGAUUCAGAAGGGGUUUAGGGCCCUGCCAGGACUCCACAGGGUAUUAAAAAUACUGUAAGGUAGCUGUGGCUGCUCAGUGAGGCAAUACCUAUGAACCUCUUGUCUGGAACAUGGCUCAAGUGUUUCAUUGAUUGCAGAGAAGGUAAAGGAUGGUGGUCAAAACGUGCCAGUAUUAAAAGAUUAAAAUGGAUUGCAGACUCCAUAUCUGACUAAAUACAGGUGGGCUUGCUUUCCUAAUGAGGUCCCUGAGAACAGUGCUUACUCAGCAAGUUUAAAAAAUUAAGCCAGUUUUGGUGCAUGCCUAAAUUCCAGUUCUUUGCUUUAAGGACUGAAGUAUGACAUUUCCUGCCAAGCCACAGACUAGGUAAGUCCACUAGGAAAACAUGGUUGUUAUUCUGCCAUUGUUGCAUGCAUGGAAUUGUGUCAAAUGUAACACUGACAACCAGGUUUUUGCUAUAGCUCAUGCUGACAAGUCCACUGUUCCUCACAUUUGUUCAUCCCUCACCCAGAGCAAAAAACUAGAAUAAAGCAUCCUAACAGUUGUGAUAACAGAGUAAGUUACAGGCAAUAGCUAGAAAUGAAAAUAAUGUAAAGGGAACAGAGCCAAGGGGUAAUCAGGAAAAGCUUUCUAGCCAUAAACCUGUGAAAUAGUCUCCCUGUGGAGUUCAUAGAGACAUUUAUAAAUAAAACACUACAGAAUAUAGUCAAGGGAAGCCCUACCCUUGCAAACCAACUCAUUUAGCUGAUGCAUUUGGUAUCUAACUUACAUGAUUUAUUAACAGUUUUAGUGUGGUAUUGGUGAGAAUGGUACCAGAGAACAUUCUCCAUGGUGCAGAAAGACUGAUUAUUUCCUUACAUUUUUUACACGAUUAUGUGCACACCUUCCAUUUUUCUCUAAAUCUCCCUUGAAUCUUCCACUAAUAUUUGUAAUAGAAUUCAUUUUCUGGCUGUUUUGGACUAGUUCUCUCAAACCAAAGGCGUACAGGGAAUUUAAGUGACCUUCUUUGCAUUGGAAACUGGUUUAUCUUUUGAGAGUAGCCAGUGAAUUUUCAGAUUAUGCUGCUGUGUAAUGCGACAGAUCCUGAUGUUUGAGGCAGAAAUGUUGAGACAACAGUUGCAGCAAGAUGAGGAGGAACCAGUUAUGGUCAAAGCAGAAAGGCUGUACCCAUGCAAUUGGCUCUCUUUGUUGGAGAUUUAUGGGACUUCUGCAGGGCCAUAUUCAGUCAAUAUCCAAACAAUUCUUGUGAUCACUUUGGGAAUCCACAGUUCUGCAUCCUGUGUGUGUUUAAAACCCCCCCAGAUGUUGGCAGGCAUUCCAAUUGGGUGGCAUGGCAGAUGUUAAAUGCAUAUGUUGGCCUAGGUGCUCCCUGGGGCAGGGUAGGUGUGGGUGGGAUGUCACAUAUGUGGACAUAUAUAUAUGGACAUACACACACAUAUAUAUACACACACACACAUAUAUAUGUUUGCGUGUUAGCAAGUCAGUUCACUUGUUUGUUUUGGUUUACACAUUAAUCUCUUUGAACAAAACAUUUACUCCUUGAGGUAUAUGGAAUCAGGAAAGGACACAGUCUGUAAAAGUUCGGCUGUUGUAGUAGAUCUCCUGAGGACAGAAAAAAUCUUGCAUUAACCAAAGAUGACAAGCAGCUAUUAAAGUCUGGAAAAUGAAGCACCUAUGAGAAGCAGUUGUUUACAGUGCAUUAUUCGUAUACUUUGUAUGAGGAAUUAAUUUAGCAAUACUUGUUAUUGACUUGUGUAUGCCUUUUAUACAAAUGUUAGUCUGUUAUAAUUAAUCCUACUGGCUGCAUUGACCUAAACUGAGCUCAGAGCUGGUCAGCAAUGACCAGACCUACUGCAGGAUAAUGCCUUACGAUUUUCUUAAAUCAAUUUUCUCUUAAGAUUAUCAAAACCAUAAUGAUUCAAUUGCUCCCUUCCUCCUAGAAGCUGUUACCGUAAGGCUAAGAUCUGAAAAUUUGCUACUCUCUUCACUGCAAAAGAGCAGGGGGCUGCUUUUCACAGCUGUAUUUCCUAAGAGGAGCAGAUCACACACAAUGAAAAUCCAGCUCCUCUUAAGCCCAUGGCAUUCACCAUGACCCCAGGCAAAUAGUGUCCAAAGUGCUUAUGGUCCAAAUGUGCCAACUUGCCAUGAAAACACAGUGUGGUCUUGCCUAUUUUAGACUGGUUUAGAAUUCUUGUGAAACCUAUUGCAAAGGAAUUGACUUUAUGCAGUAGCACCUACUCUCUGUCAUUCACAUUUGUGCUUAGUUCUCAUCACACAAGUAAUCCUGCCAGCUUCAAUGACUUUGACUCAUAUUCAAGUGUUUUGCUAGAUUGAUACCUUUUAUGAAAAAGUACACAACUCUAAUAACAAAAAUAAAGACAUUUAUGGUAAAA
Messenger RNA from Calypte anna (Anna's hummingbird), 4165 nucleotides. It is a transcript of the gene LDAH, whose product is annotated as lipid droplet associated hydrolase. The record is from RefSeq and is a predicted model, not a curated record. Gene Ontology annotation, biological process: lipid storage. Gene Ontology annotation, molecular function: lipase activity. Lineage: Eukaryota; Metazoa; Chordata; Aves; Apodiformes; Trochilidae. Gene Ontology annotation, cellular component: lipid droplet. The transcript has 7 exons. The coding region runs from base 210 to 1184 and encodes 324 amino acids.